UGUUGCUUUUGGGGCUUCCUGGGGCCGCCAUGAUGAGUUUUUUUGUGUGUUAUGUGUAUAUCAAUGUGAACGAGGUGUAUCAGAAUGCGUGAGUGAAUGAAUGUGAAAGGGGAGGAGGGCGGGGGAGAGGAUGAAAGGGGCUGGGGAAAGGGGCCCCACCAUCAUUGCCUCCCUCCUGGGGCCUUGCUUUUCCCCUUCUGAGGGCCAGUGGGGGGGAGUGGACCCCCAGUUUGCACAUUUGGAAAGGGGUGGGUGGGUUUAAAGCGCUCCCUUAUGUGGGGGGAGGGCCUGCUGGGCAGUGCAGAGCCCCCUUGAAGAGAGGGACCCCCAUUUUGGGGGGCUAGGCAUAGGGGACCCCCACCCCAUUGAAAAACAAGGCUGGGGAUGGCAAGGUUAACAAUUUCCCUCCCUUUUUCAUUGCUUUGAAGGAAAGGUUGAAAGCUUGCUGGGGAAAGGGGGCCAUUUCCACUGGGAGUGAGGCCAGAAAAAGAAGUAUAAUAAUAAUAUAAAUAUAUUAUUAAGGGGGGCAGGGUUUGGGGUUUUGUUGUUUUGCAGCGUUCCUUUAGAGUCCCCUCCCUGCCCCAAAGUUGUAUUUGGAGUCACAAGCCAAACAGAGGUGUAAUUUUUGAGUAACAAGCCCCCCCCCUUUCCCUCUUCCUCCUCCUCCUCCUUCUUCUCUUAUCUCCAGCAAAACCCAAGAAGUGGAGAGAGUGGGUUUCCAGAGAGGGGAGUGGUCUGCCUGUAUUUGAAAAGAAAAAAAGGGGGAGCAAGGGGGUGUUUGGGGCAGAGGAGGAGUCAGAAGGAAGCAAGGAGGGUGUUAUUUUUCUAUGGGGGGAGAGAUGGGCUGGAGGUUGCAUGCAGGCAAUGCCAGGGCUCCAUCCCCAGCUGAGGGCUGCAGGGGGUCCCUGAGUAGAUGUGGGCUGCAGUGUGUGCAUGUGUCUGUUUGGGUCCUGUGCUGCUGGUGGUGAAAAGGUGUGUUUGUGUGAGGAGGGGGGUGUUGUCCCUUCUCACACAGCAUCCCCUUGUUUUCUCCCAAGGGCAAGGAAGGAAACAGUGGAAGAGAGAGGGUGAGGUGUAUAUGGGGGGACUGCUGCUAUGCAUCCAUAAGAGCUUUUUUGGGGGGAAAUUGUCCUCAUCUUCUUCUUCUCCCCCCCCCCCCCACCUCAUGUUUUGUGGGGGGGACUGAGGGAGAGAGAAGGGAAGCACACACACAAACCCUUCAGCAACUGGCAGGAUCUCUCCAAUCCUCCCCUCUCUCCUCCCCACCAUGACAACAAAUCCAGCAUUAGAAUCGCCAUCCACACCAUGGCCACACAGCAGCCCAGAGAGUAGCUGAAGCGGGACGUAGCCAAUGUCGUCCAGCAAAGGGGCGGGGGCUGGAGCUCGCCGGCGGCGGACGCGGUGCCGGAAGUGUAAAGCUUGCCUGCGGUCGGAGUGUGGGGAGUGCCACUUCUGCAAGGACAUGAAGAAGUUUGGGGGGCCCGGGCGCAUGAAGCAGUCAUGCCUCCAGAGGCAGUGCACGGCGCCAGUUCUACCUCACACGGCUGUGUGCCUGGUGUGCGGGGAGGCCGGGAAAGAGGACACAGUGGAGAGCGAAGAGGAGAAGUUCAACCUCUCGCUUAUGGAGUGUACCAUCUGCAAUGAGAUUGUUCAUCCAGGCUGCUUGAAGAUGGGGACUGCUGAAGGGGUCAUCAACAACGAGAUUCCAAACUGUUGGGAAUGUCCCAAGUGUAAGAGAGAAGGCAAAUCAAUGAAAUUAAAAGGCACACGGGAAAAACAUCUGAAGAAGAAACCAAAGGUCCCACCAGGCCCUUUGGAGUCCUCAGUCCAGUCAGAUAAGUCCCACCAGCGGGAGAAGCUAGAGCGCUUCAAGCAGAUGUGCCAGAUGCUGGAGCGGGUGAAGAACAGCAGCAGUUCUAGUUCCAGUUCGGAUUCAGACUCGGAUACGGACUCCCAUGGCUCAGACGGCUCCAGCGGGGGCACAGCACGGAACGGCAAGCAGCCCAAAGCUCGGGGGAACUCUCAGGAGAAAGAGAACAAUCAUCGUCCAUCCAGCCGAGGGAGUGAGCGGGCUAAGCAGCAGGCGGGCGGGCGCAAGGCAGGCCGGCCCGCUGGUCAAACAGGGCUCCGCAUGGUGGCCCGGACUCAAUUCCUCAACUGGCCCCUGGUGCCCUCCCCUCCCAAGCCCCUACUGCAGCUAGAGAGGCACGUGGUCCGGCCUCCCCCUGACAGCCCUGAACCUGACUCCCUGCCUUUGGACAGCGGCUCUGACCACAUCAUGCAGCGGGACAUUUGGUUGGCGGUCUUCCAAUACCUCAGCUAUCGGGAGCUGUGUGUCUGCAUGAGGGUGUGCCGGACGUGGAGCCGUUGGUGCUGUGACAAGCGGCUUUGGACACACAUUGACCUGAGCCGUCGGAAAUCCAUUACUCCCUCCAUGCUCAGUGGCAUUAUCCGCCGGCAACCAGCCAGUCUCGACCUUAGCUGGACCAACAUUUCCAAGAAGCAGCUAAUGUGGCUUCUCAACAGGCUACAAGGCCUCAAGGAGCUCAUCCUGACUGGCUGCUCUUGGUGCUCUGUGUCGGCGCUUAGUACAGCUAACUUCCCUUCCCUGCGGCUUCUGGAUUUGCGUUGGAUUGAGGACGUCAAGGACUCCCACCUCCGUGAGCUGCUGUUACCUACCACAGACACUAAGCCAGGCCAGACUGAUAGUCGAGGCCGGCUCCAGAAUGUUUCUGAGCUGCGGCUUUCUGGGCUGGACAUCACGGACUCAUCCCUGCGCUUGGUGAUCCGGCAUACCCCUCAGCUUGCCAAACUGGACCUGAGCCACUGCAACCACGUGGGCGACCAGUCUGUUAACCUGCUGACCGCUGCUAACUCUCCACUCCGAGAGACCCUUGCCGAGCUCAACCUCGCUGGAUGUAACCGGCUGACGGAUCAGUGUCUGCCCCUUUUCCGCCGCUGCCCACGCCUUUCCCGCAUUGACCUCCGCUCUUGCCACCACAUCACACCUGAGGCCUGUGCCCGCUUUGCUGAAGACUCGGUCGCCAACAGGGCUUCUGUUCCCCCUGCCCCUGCCUCAGCACCUCCUUUCCGUUGCCCCGAGGAGAAAUUGCUGCUGAAGGACAGCUAAUACCCGCCCUGGGGUGGAGGCGCAGGGAGACUCUGCCUCACCAAUCAGACAACCGAACACGGACUCUGAGAGAACCUUUCUACUUAAAGCCAUGCACUGAACCAGAGUGGCGUCUCCACCCCCACCCCCUUGAGCGUGCGGUAAGGAAGGUGAGGGGUUGUGCUCCCCUGACCCGUCGGGCUCACUGCAGGGCAGGUCGCCUUUUGCUCCAUCCCUUUGUUCCAGGACAGCCACAGAGUAAGUGUGGCCUGCAGCAGCCUAGUUGCUUUACAGUGCUGGGAAAGGCGUAUUCCUCCCAUCAUGUGUUGCGCCGUCUCAUUCUUUCCCUGCCCCCUAAAACAUCGAUCUGUGCCACCGUUGGUACCGCAGCUCUCUAGGGGUGGGUGUGGCAAGGUGGGUGGGAGCUUGACACUCAGCCUUGAAACGCCAGCUCAGGAGGAAGGCAGCUUAUUGUAUGGUGUUGGAUUAUUAUUUUUCUCAUCCCUUCCCUGAUGCAAAUGUGCACUCCAACUUCAUCCAUUCCCCCCUCACACACACAUGCUGCCUUUAUGAUUUUGAAAGUGUGUGUGAGUCUGCCUGUCUGUAUGCCUGUCUCUCCUUCCCUCUGCCACCUUUCCCAGAUGUUUGUUUUCAGUGUGGCUUUUAAAAGGGUGGUGGUGGGGACCCGGCAGCUGAUACUUAGAUUUCCCACCCUGCCUCACUACAUGCCCACUGAAAUUCCGUCCACACCAAUGCACACACCCCUUUCCCAUUGCAGUAUAUAGGCCUUGGGUUGCCAUGUACGGAUGGGUUCAAUUCCCUGGAUGCCCCAAAGGCACAUUCUUUGUAUACAUGUCCUUUUCCACCAUCUUUCUCUUCCCUUAUUCCCCCCCUCCAAGCUGAUCUGAAUGUUCAGGUGGUCUCGCACCCACCCAUGAAUUUUGAUGCGUGUGCCUGACCCGUGCACAAAUUGUGCUUAAACACCAAAACUGGUAACAUGCACACAUUGCAAUCCAUAUAUACACUGUCUCUGCUGCUAUAUUGUUUACACAAAAACCAGUAUGUGCACGUGGACACACAUGCAAGGCACAUGCAUGAGUGGACCCUUCAAUGGAUGCUCAGCCCUCCACAUUUACCUUUACACCUCCCAUCUCUAUUUCUUGUCCACCGCACUUCUAUUCACACUUUCAUUCAUUUUGCAUACAUUCAGAAACUUUUUCUGAGUGUCCACAUCUCUCUUUUUUCCUCAUAUGGGGACUUACAUCAGGCAUGUCUGUCGACGCUCAAAGAAUUUUUGUUCCCUUUUGUUCUGUCUGUAGUAAUCCUCAUGGUUCUCAACCAGUAAGGUCCCUGCCCAGUUUGGCCAAAGUAAAUACAGCACACUCUUGACAUGCACUUGCACGUCAUUCUUGUACCAUAUCACAAACACAGACAGGAGAGGGAAUUUCUGUUUUUGAAGACUUGUCACUUAAAAGGCUCCUUGUAAGAGUGAACUUGUACAUUGGGUGAAGCGUGACAUUAAAUCUCUCUGUAUUAAUUUAGAACAUGCAGAAACCUUUUCUAAAGAGAGACCUGGAAAAAAUAGAAAAGCUAUUUCUUAUGCUUGUCCUCUUUUUGCAGUCUGAAAUGGCACAAUCCAUUCUAUUCUCUCAUUCUGCUGUGUGUCUUGGACCACUCCAAGGACUCCUUAGGGUAUUCUUUGAAGUACAAGUGAAGCUGGAAUACAGCUCAUUCCCAUGCCCAUGAAACUCAUGUUGUAAAUCUCCAUAUGGCCUGUAUGGAGGUUUACAACUUUGACUGUACUGUCAAAGAAAUGUGAGAUGCCCCAUUCCACCUUUGGUGCUGAUAGCCAGACAAAAAGAAAAGAUGAGCACUCUGAGCAGCAGCCAUAUGCAUUAGCGCAUGUGUACCACAUGUACAUUCUCGGCUUGCUGUCCCACUGCCUGUCUGCAUUCUUGUUCAUUCUUCUUAUAUAGACACUUCUAUCUACAGUUCUACUCUGGUAGCAUUUUUACUCCUGCAAACACACUCAAGUUAUCCUCCCAGCCAUUCGUUCCUUCUUCUCCAGACCACAAUCCCCCUUUCCUCCCUCUCUAGCCUGACCCCUGAGGUUGUGUGUCUGCCCACCAUCUUUACCAAAUUCCACUUCUCCUCCUCCCCUAAGAAGCCUCUCAUAUGAGAUCUAGAGACAAACAGAGCUUGAAGUCAGGGUGGGUUUAGCAUGUUGUCUCACUCUAUCUUUUUGUUUUUGCUGUUUUUCUAACCUCAUCCUGGGAGGUAAAUGGCAGCUGUCUUGUUCCUCUCCCUGCCCCCAGUUCCAACUCCCGUAUUCCCCCCCCCCCUUACCUUGUUUGUUCAGGUCCAUAAGCUUUAAUAACCACUUUUUGGAAACCAGGGGAGAGGAGAGAGCGGCAUUUCUUUGCCACAGUACCACACAGGUGGGGCUGGGGAGCAAGCCAGGCCUUGGCUUAAUUCUGGUUGCCCUUUGCCCCACUGUUUCAAACUUGAACCUCCCUCCUAUUUUGUGUGUGUAUGUGUGCACACAUGCGUGCACGUGCGUGUGUGUGUUUCUUUAUUUUAACAGGGUUGGGAAGAGAAAUACUGUAGAAAAGGGUGCAAAAAGAAUGUUUUGGACCGAAGUUGUGCCUGUUAUCGGUCAUUUUGCUCCUUCUAUGUGUAGGUGGGGUGACACGGUUAAUACAAUUCUUCUCUUCCUUUAUGUAUGCUGUCUGGGGUUGGGCUAGUAUCCUCUUAUGUGUUUCCUCACCACAGCUCUCCUGUCCUCCCCACCUUCCUUCACCUCCAUGUUGCUUUCUUAUUGACUUGCUAAAUGGAACAGGGAUUUGAGUUUGGUAGGUUUCCAAAGGGAGCAGCGUAGCAAGUAAUAGAAGAUUAUCUAUGUCACACACACACACACACUCUAAAGUUUCUCCCCUUCCAAUCUUUCUCAUUACCAAGGUUUCCCAGAAUCCCAGCUCUGAAACUCCCUCCCCGUGGCCCCUUCUUUUCCUCACCUCUUUUCUGUCUUCUGCAUCCCAGAGUCUCUAACCUGGUUUGUCAGAGGGCACCAGAAACAUCCAUUCUGCAUGUUGGAAUUUGGGAAGAGGGGAGAUGGCGUGAGACUGGCUUUCAAAUUGGUAAUCAUAACUUUUAUAUAAUAUAUAUACACACACUUGAACGUUCAUUUAUUACUAAAGCAUUACUUGAAAAACGCAGCGAUAGGUCUUGGAAUCAGAGGCGAGGUUUUCGGUGUUUUGUUCGUUUUUUUUUAAAGCUUCUGUUGGGUGCUCUUUUUAUUGUUUUCAGAAAAUUGGUUUGGUUUAAUUGUUUUGUUUUAUUUUAUUUUAUUUGUCUGAUGAAAUAAAAAUCCUUCCCUCUCACUCCAUUAGCCAAAGAGGGCCAAGGUAUCUUUCCUUUCCCCCCAACUGCUCCCAUUUCUGGACUUUCUCCUUCCUAAGUCAUCCCUUAUACACUCCUAAGAAGAAAGUAUUACGUAUUUGAGAGGUGGAGAAAGCGGAGGAGACUUAAGAAGAUGAUGUAGUAGAGCAGGGGGAUUCUGCCUUCAUGGGGAAGUGGGGAGAAGUCCAACAGGUCGUUCCACUUCCAUAAAAUGUCAACUUUCCUUCUGGCACAGCAUAAAUAUGUACUGUAUUGCCUUCUCUUAAUUUUGUCUCCACUCUCCAGACACUCCAUGGUGCAAACCAAGUGGAUUAAAUCUCACCAGAGCAAGCUCCUUCCCCAGGUAGACUUGGGCCUAUGCUCUCAAUUUCUUGUACACUAAGAAAUAGCCACAUGUGGCUGUCAGUUUUCACUGCGUUCAGGAUGGGGGGGGGACACAGAACAAAAGGGUAAUAUUAACAAAAGAGGUGAGGAGUUUCAUUACCUGUGCCAUGGUGACCCAUCCUUGCCUUUCCUCCAACAGUCAAGGAUGGUGAUCCACGAGGAGGUGCUGUUUCAAACAUAUCCUUUAGGGUUUGGGGUGGUUCUUUUGUUUCGUUUUAAAUCUUUGUUUUGAAUGGAUGUUGUAACUAAAAAAAAGAGAAAAGAAAAAUACCUCAGGUUUAAAAAGAAAUGGUGAAAAAAAAAAAAAAGAAUAUGAUCCAAGGGUCUGUUAAAGACUGCUGCUUUCAGGGGGAAAGUUUGAUGUGGGUCAGGGAGGCGGAUGGACCAAUUUGGAACGGUAUCCAUGGCCAGAGAUGUGUUUUGGACAGAGGGGAUGCAAGCAAUGAAUCCCCCCCCUUUUUUUUUUCUCUGCUUCCCUCCCCUACACGGCUUUUCCCACCUACAAUCACUGGAAAGGCAUACACUCACAUCCUUGGCACAUAGGCAGCUGUCUCUCCAACACAAAGGGACUGCUCCUGGAAUGAUAACAAGCAUAUAGAGAAAUAUCUCCUCCUGAAAUUCUCUUCCUCUAGCUUCAAAUCCUCCCAAGAUGUAGCCUUCCCAAAAUGCUCCAAGGUUCCCCCUUACCUGAAAUUGGUCUGUCAUGGCCAUCUCUCCUAGACACACUACACCACAAGCAGGGGCCAGACACACACUACCACAAGCAAAGCUAGACACAUUCUACCACUGACAUCCCUAUGGACCUUCUCCUAGUUUAGCAGACCACAGCUGUAUUCUCUCGUCUCCCCUUUUCCCAUGCUUGCUUCCCAAGCCUUCAUCCUUCAUACAACUUGAAUCACGCAGGUGCCCACUUCUCUCCUCCUCACCCAUCCGUCGAGACAAAAAACAGCUGGGGGGGGGAGAGAAAGUAAAAUAAAAUGGGGGAGAAAUCCAGUUUGGAGCAAUGUGUCUUUUGCAGUGUUCAGCCUGCACACCUCCAUCCCAGCCUCUUGGGACUGUUGAGAGGGGCGGGGGCCGCGAGAACAGUUUCCAAUCUGAAUUUCAGGGGUUCUGUUAUUGUACAAUAACUGUUUGCUAUAUAAAUGAAACAAAAUCUUAAAAAAAAAACCACAAAACAAAUGAAAUAUGUGUUUUGGUCUUAAAAGCCUGCUUGGUUUUGUUUCUUGUUUUUCUUGUUUAUUUUUCCACCACCCCCCACUCCUUGGUUUUGUUUUGUUUUCUUUUUUGUUUUUUUAAAAAAGUGUUGUGAAUAAAAAUGUUGGGUUUUUUAAUUAUUAUUAUUUUUUAAUUUUUAAUGGGUUCUGUUUUAUGGUUUCUGGACAUAUUUUUUAUAAACUCUCCUUUUGGUUUUUUCAGAGGUUUUAUUUUGUUUUUCUUUUGUGUUAGCGCCGACAAGCGGGGUGGGGGUUACACUCUAUAGGGCACGGAUGAGAACUAUGAAGCUCUCUGUUGGACAGCAACUCCCAGUAUGCCUCACCAUUAAUUAUGCUGCCUACAGCUGCUGGGAAUUGUAGUCCAACAACAUCUGGAGGGCUACUUGCUGCCCACUCCAGAUUACUGGUGGCUUAAGAUAGCCCUUGACAGAAUGGAAACUGGAGGCAUGUCACAGCCUUGCAUUGGGAAAAGGCUCAUUUUAAAGUCUACAACACUGACGCUUGGUGGGGACUCCCCCUGUUUUAUAUACAGUUGGCCCUCCAUAUUCACGGAUUCAA
This is a messenger RNA of Sceloporus undulatus (fence lizard), 8664 nucleotides long. It is a transcript of the gene FBXL19, whose product is annotated as F-box and leucine rich repeat protein 19. The transcript has 11 exons. The record is from RefSeq and is a predicted model, not a curated record. The coding region runs from base 1352 to 3130 and encodes 592 amino acids. Gene Ontology annotation, biological process: regulation of transcription by RNA polymerase II; protein demethylation. Lineage: Eukaryota; Metazoa; Chordata; Lepidosauria; Squamata; Phrynosomatidae. Gene Ontology annotation, molecular function: histone demethylase activity; protein binding; zinc ion binding.